This is a messenger RNA of Penicillium egyptiacum, 1455 nucleotides long. Lineage: Eukaryota; Fungi; Ascomycota; Eurotiomycetes; Eurotiales; Aspergillaceae. The record is from the annotation of a GenBank genome assembly.
AUGUCUGGAUCCCCUCCAGCAAAACCCUCGGAGCCGUCCGCAGAGAAGCCUCGGGGAUAUCCUUCCUCUCCUGUAGUUACAGCUGAGCGGUCUGUUGCGCCUGCAUUGGAGCUAUCGCAAGUACCGGUUAAUGAGCCACUGCCACGAUUGGGAUAUAACGAACAGGGACCGGUAUAUGCUGGAUCUCCACUACCAGGGGCAGGAGCACCGCCAUGUCCACUCCCAGCACUGGACACAACGCAUCCCACAGGUCGCUCACUGGCACAGAAAUCAACCCGACGUACAAAAGCUCAUGUGGCAUCAGCUUGUGUCAAUUGCAAGAAAAAGCACCUUGGAUGUGACCCAGCUCGUCCAUGUCGACGAUGUGUGCUUGCUGGAAAAGCCGUAAGUGUUAAGAAAAUCCCCAACCGUGGAAUCGCAACUAACGAACAGAGGAAAAAGUCAACAUGCGUGGACGUCACGCACAAAAAAAGAGGACGACCCCCAUUGAAAGCAGAGGAUUCGACUCUUAGGUCCUAUACCACACAUUUGGAGAACCCGACUAUUCCUGCGGAGGCCCAACCAACCAUGCCCCCGCGGCGGACUAUUAUGCAUCGGGCCACGUCUUCACGAGAACUACGGCCCAUGACGGAUCUACAGGGAUUGGGAGAUGUAAGUUCAGGAGUACGCACACCACAUCGGUGGUCGGCUUCUGUAUUUCCCCUGACCCGGCCUAUGGACCCCUCUCCCACGGUCCCGGGAGGUAUGAUUCGACGCCCAUUCUCUUCAUCUGGACCGCCAUCGCAUGCAGUACCGACACAUUCACAUGUACCUUUACCAUACAUGUCAAUGGCAGGGUUUAACCCGGCCUUAAAGGUCAACACCAUGCCUGGUGGCAUAGAGCGGCGAUUCCCAACAUAUGGCGUCCCAGCUUUACCACCACCAACAUCACCUCCUCAACAUCAGCCACCACCAGCCGGCAUACCCUUUCUACCGUAUACUGAGACACCCGGGAAUCCUAUCCGCUCAACAAAUGAUCCACGAGUAUCGCUAUCACCUCGGGACCCAUACAUCAUCGAAUCCCCAGUCCGGCUCCCCCCAAUCCACCAGGCCACAGCCGGGCCACCCCCUCCCCACCAUGUCCAUCGCCUGAGCGAUCCAUACCCAAUGAAUUGGACUCUCCCAGGCCGAGAAGAACCCCUCCACGACCCUCACGCUCUACCUCUCCACAGAUCCGCAGGCCCAGCCUUCAACUACUCCCUCCCUCACCAACGCUCCUCCUCCAUAACAAGCGCAACCAUGGACCCUACACCCCGCCACCUUGGGCCAGUGGAACUGCCAUCCCCGAUCCAGAGGGCAUCUGCCAACUCGCCUUCCAUGACGAGGGCUGAUCCACCCAGCACUGAAGCCGAAGGUCACGAUAGCAGACCGAUCAAACGGCGCAAGAUGGCUUUGGAUGACAUGGUCAAUGGCUGA